UAAGAGAUGUAAUCCAAAACUAGAAAUUCUAAUUAAAUUCUUCUUGUUACUACUAGUAAGGCACUUGUUUCUAGUAGCGUGGCACUUGUUACUGGUAGCUUCCUAUAUAUAAACUUCGGCCAAGAACUGCAGAAUUUUCACCUCUUUCCGAAGUGCGAAGACCUGGACGAUUCCCAAGGAAGCUUCUACUGGUAGUUGUAUAAUACAAACAGCUUUAUUACUAAGAAGCCUCCAACCUAUAUAGUAGCUUUCUUGUUACCAAGAAGCAUCAAAGACAUACUAAACAGCUUCUUGUUACUACAGGUGAAACGAUUCCCAGUGAAACGAUUCCCAAGGCAGCUUCUAUUACCGCAGAUUUCGUUUCACAAUUUUCCCGUCAAAGUGCGAAGACCUUGGAGGUUGAACGUGAAGAACCGCAGAAUGAAGGUGGGUGAGGACAAGAAACACCAGUUCGCGCCGGUCUUCCGGGCCAAGCUAUGGAAGGUCAAGGCGGAAGGUGACAGGAGAAAGGAAGAGGAUUGGUUCGAGCGGGAGAUGUGGAUUGCCAAAAAUGGCAGUCUCGUCUAUUUCAGCAAAAAGGAGGAUCGUGACCUAGUCUACUACACCUCGGAUGAUAUUCAAAAGGCGCACAUUGCGUUGCUUUCCAACGAUGACAGCGCGAUCCCAUGGGCAUUCCAGGUGCACUUGCCACCCAGCGGUGGAGUGGAGUUCGCGCCUGGCGAGUUUGCGGCCGAGUCGGAGGCCAUGAGAGAUUGCUGGAUUGAAGAGUUCCGGAAACUUCAAGCCGGCUGAGAUGAGACGCCCUUGUGGCGGCACCACGCACCACGCUGACCCAUAGGCGCACAUAUGGGCACCACAUACUGCUUGGGAACUGCGCUGAGGCACCUGACGUGGUCACUGAGACCCCUCACGCUUUUAAGCUCUUUGCCAGUCCACCGCUCAUGCAAACAUUGGC
Molecule: messenger RNA, 955 nt
Organism: Durusdinium trenchii
Lineage: Eukaryota; Dinophyceae; Suessiales; Symbiodiniaceae
Source: the annotation of a GenBank genome assembly